Molecule: messenger RNA, 3032 nt
Organism: Phaedon cochleariae (mustard beetle)
Lineage: Eukaryota; Metazoa; Arthropoda; Insecta; Coleoptera; Chrysomelidae
Source: the annotation of a GenBank genome assembly
GGUGGCAUUACGUGUAGUGAUGUAAACAUUGAAAUCUACGAAAUUUAUUCUGUAAUGUUUUUCUAAUGUAGUGUUGUGAUUUAAAGGGUUACAUUUUUGUGUUGUGAAGAUGACGGCGAAUAUGUAUCGAGUCGGAGAUUACGUCUAUUUUGAGACGUCUUCAACGUCGCCCUAUCAAAUCCGCCGUAUCGAAGAAUUAAACAAAACAGCGUCGGGUAACGUUGAAGCGAAGGUAAUGUGUUUUUACCGGAGAAGAGAUUUGCCUAGCCAGCUGAUCCAGCUCGCUGACAAACACCAAUGUGCCUUAGACGAAUCGGACGAGAGCCCCAUCCCGGAGACGUGCGGCCGGUCGGGAGAGCCGCCGCUCAGUCCGAAGCAGCGCCACCAGAUGAAGCACCGCGAACUGUUCCUGUCGCGACAGGUGGAGACGCUGCCCGCCACCCACAUACGCGGCAAGUGCUCCGUCACGCUGUUCAACGAGACGGAGGCGCUCGGCGCCUACCUCGACAGGGACGACAUGUUCUUCUACUGUCUGGUGUUCGAUCCGACCCAAAAGACUCUGCUGGCAGACAAAGGUGAGAUCCGAGUGGGCAGCCGAUACCAGUGCGACGUGCUGCCCGCGCUGCGCGACCCCGAGCGCGACGACCCGCGGGCCGCCCCCCACUCCGAUCCCGAGACGGUCACGUGGACGCCCCGACACUCGCUCACCGACCGACAGAUCGACCAGUUCCUCGUCGUCUCGCGCUCGGUGGGUACGUUCGCGCGUGCCCUUGACUGCAGCUCGAGCGUGAAGCAGCCGUCGCUGCACAUGUCGGCGGCCGCGGCCAGUCGUGACGUCACGCUGUUCCACGCCAUGGACACGCUGCACCGGCACGGCUACGACCUGUCGGCGGCGCUGUGCUCGCUGGUGCCGUCGAGCGGGCCGGUGCUGUGUCGGGACGAGAUGGAGGAGUGGAGCGCCUCGGAGGCGAAUUUGUUCGAGGAGGCGUUGGAUAAGUACGGGAAGGAUUUUAACGAUAUUCGUCAAGAUUUCCUUCCUUGGAAAACGCUGAAAAACAUUAUAGAGUACUAUUACAUGUGGAAAACCACUGACAGAUACGUCCAACAAAAGAGGGUGAAAGCCGUCGAAGCCGAAUCUAAACUGAAACAAGUCUACAUUCCCAACUACAAUAAGCCAAAUCCUGCAGCACUAAAUAACAACAAGGGGGUGAUAAAUGGUAGUAGUAAUGGCAGUUCAGAUCCGGCAGUGUCAUUAGGUGGAAAAGCUUGUGAAUCCUGUAAUGUUACAGUAUCGAACCAAUGGUAUGCAUGGGGUCCUUCCCAUAUGCAAUGCCGCCUCUGCCAAGUUUGUUGGCACUAUUGGAAAAAAUAUGGUGGACUGAAAAUUCCCACGCGAUUCGGGGAUGGGGAUUUCGAAAACGGUAACAAAAAGAAAUCGAGCAGUGACGCAGAAGAAGAACGAAUCCCAGGCAUGUCCCACAGACCCCAUCGAUGUAACAUCGGAGGGUGUGGUAAAGAGUUCAAGCUGAAAGCCCACCUAGGAAGGCACUACGCGACGGCGCACGGAAUAAUGGUGCGGUCCGGCUCUCCGAGGCCUAUUAUGAAAACUCGGACGGCGUUUUAUUUGAACACGACGCCCAUCACCAGGAUUUCGAGGAGGCUGUGCCGGCACAUAAUGAGGCCGAGGCACGCCGCUAGAGCACCCUUCUUCGCCAUAAACAUACAGGCUGUCAAGCAGGAGUGCGGGAUACAGAUGAUUGGCAAAACGCUGACGGACCUGAAACAACUCCUCCUCUACAAAAAACGGAACCGGGGCAGCGUGACCGCCAUAGCCACUCGGCUGGGCCGCCCCGGCUCCGUGACGCCGCAAUGGCUCGUGCUGACCGCCAAAGACAUGUUACCGCUGCCCGACAAGGAGGCGUUCCCCAAGCCGCCCAAGGCGCCCGACGGCAGUCUGAUGUACGAGAAGAUACCCAACAAGCCGGAGGCCGACAAGAUCCCGCUGAACAAUGUGUCGCCGUCGCUGAAACGGAGGGCCUACGAGGAGAUGAACGGGAUGGACAGCGUAUCUUUGAGCGUGCCACCUACCAAAAGAAUAACGAAAGAACCAGUACAAGUAACGCGACCGGAACAAUUCCAAGCCAUGAUAACUGCCCAACUCGCCCCUGGUCAACCCCUGCCCCGUCACAUUGCACAAAUCAACGGAAAACCAAAAAUUGCUCACAUGACCAGGACAGGUUCGGGAAGGAAACAAGUGAUAAGUUGGAUGGAUGCUCCAGAUGAUGUGUAUUUUAGGGCUACAGAAGCAAACAAGAAACUCCGACGCCAAGUUACAUUGGCAGAACUGAGAAGAGGAGCUAGGAAACCUUGGAGGCAACUGAAAACCAAAAUGGACGAUCUUCAUGUGGUGGUUCUCGAUUGACCAUGAACUUGAAUUGUUUAAAUUGUAAAUUAAUUCCGCCAAGUGCUCAUUGUGCGGCGGCACAAUUUUUAAUGAAGACGAUUCCUACAAUAUGACCUCGUGGGAAGGAUCUGUGUGACGUGAAACGUGAAAGAACCAGGGUCGAAAGAUGACUAGGGAUGGGGUUAUGUUGAAAGGAGCGCAUUUUUUAAUCACCUUUAGCAAUAUCCUGGAUCAUUUUUCAUGGUGAUGAUCAUGGCGACACUGUAACAUACACAAAGAUCGGUCACCUCAUGUUUAACUGUUAUGAUCAGAUUUAUUUAUUUAUUGUGAUGUAAAACGGCAGUACAGCUUUUUAUUGAAGUGUUCGUUUGUACUCUUUUUACAAAGUACAAAAUUAUUGUUUGUGUUCUGGAACACAGGAUUCAGCACAAUGUGUUUUUAAGUACAAAAUAUUUCAAUUUAUAUUAUUAUUUCUUAUUGCUUUUUCUUAUGACUACUUAGGAUUGAGAAUAUUUCGAUAAAAAAUUGUGCUCCAUUGUUUUACAAUAAUUAUGAUUUUGUACAUAUUUGCCUAGUUAUAUGGUUACUUUUGAUUUAAUAAAAAACACAUGCAUCUGCGAGAACAUCA